Messenger RNA from Rubroshorea leprosula, 686 nucleotides. NCBI's taxonomy places the organism in Eukaryota, Viridiplantae, Streptophyta, Magnoliopsida, Malvales, Dipterocarpaceae. The record is from the annotation of a GenBank genome assembly.
GGCAAUGAUGCCCCUGCACGCCCGAGCCAUCAUCAGCACUCCACGCCCCUGCCUCCCUGCACACCGCGCCUUACCCCAAUCCCGUGCCUCUGCACCGCUGAUUACUGCAGCCCCCAUCCUUGCCUCACAUGCAGAAAAGACAAGGAGUACCGGACAAAUUGGCAUCAUUGAUUGACAGAGCAAGGCCCUUGUCUUUUGUUGCAUUUUAUUUUUAUUUUUAUCAUUUGGGGUAUAUAUAGGGCAAAAGCAGAGUAAUGGGGUUGGUUGGAGAGUUUUUGAAGUUUGAUUUAGAGGAAGGGGUUGGUUUUGGGUUGAUUUUGGGUCUCUUUGUGGAGGAGUCUCGUCUGAGUUUUUGAGAGCAGAAGAAGGAAAUUCUGAGGAGAAAAGGGGGGUCUUUUGCUGGUUGAUUUUCGAGUUUAGUUUGAAAAGAAGAUCGAUUCUGCUCGCUGGAGGUGGGAAAACAAAAGGGUAUUCUUGCUUUAGGUAAUCUCCUGAACAGAGGGAUUUUUGGGAAGGAUAGUGAAGGAGACGAACGGAGCCUGGUCCCCUGGGUGGGAUCCCUCCCUUCCGAUCUGGAUCUACCUCCUAAAAAUUCCGCCGUGGGUGUUUUAUUAUUUUCUGUUGAUUUUGUUUAGAUCUGUGUUUAAGAUUGAAUGUGUUUUCUUGAAAAAAAAAUGAAUGAAAAG